This is a messenger RNA of Cokeromyces recurvatus, 1145 nucleotides long. RefSeq lists its product as uncharacterized. The annotation marks the transcript as partial. Lineage: Eukaryota; Fungi; Mucoromycota; Mucoromycetes; Mucorales; Mucoraceae. The record is from RefSeq and is a predicted model, not a curated record. Gene Ontology annotation, molecular function: nucleic acid binding. The transcript has 3 exons.
AUGUCAAACUCUCUCCAAAUUAUUAUGGAUGAACACUGCUACAAGCAUAUGAACAAUGCCGGCGCAGAUUCAAAUCCCAAUAGCCAUUUCUUAGAAGCUUUUGCUGGUUUCCAAUAUGAAAAUUUUAGCGAAAACAACAACGCUCAACGUGGUCAUGUGCGCAACGAUUUUGUCGAAUCAGUCCAAAUGGAUUGGGUUUCCUCUAACAAAGAUGGGCCGCAUAACGAUGUGCAACAGUUUUUUAUCAUAUCCAACUUUAAGCCUGAGACUGUCGAACCUAACACUGGUAUCUCCGCUUCAAAAACAGCCAGCCACAAAAUAACUACUACUGCUACUACUAAAAAGUUAUAUUUCGGAAUGAUACCUAGAGCUGAUCAAAUAAUCAAGCGUCAAUAUCGCAAGUACACUGAACAACAGAUUAAUGAUCUCUUUCGCUUGGUGUUUCAAAAACAUAUGUUUGCCUCAGAGGCUGCCAGAGAAACAGGAAUUGUAGUUCGCACUGCGCAAGAUUACGUUCGCAAAGCCCGUUUGCUUAUUGAGGAAAGGAGACUGGCAGAAUGCAUGGAGGUCGAUACUGACGAGGAGAUUGUUGUUACAGAGCCUGUCAAGUCUAAGGAACGAAAGUAUGGAAACCAAAAGCUUUUUGAGGAACAUUCCAUCUUUUUUUUAGAAUUCUAUGAGAAGCAUGCAGAUGCUACAUUGAAUGAAGCAAGAAAAGCUGUGAUGGAUGCUUUUCCUGGUUUAGAGAUUACUGUCUCCACAAUUUCAAAGCAUUUGACCAAGCGUUGCGGUCUUACAAUGAAGAAACUAGAGAAACUUCCUGCCGCUCGCAAUGAGCUUUCCACUUUGGAGAAGAGAAAAGAGAAGAUCUUGGAGUGGAUGGGGAUGUCUGAUUUUGAUUACCUCAGAAGCUGUGUGUUUAUUGACGAGGCAGGCUUCAAUUUGCAUAUAAAGAGAACCUUUGGACGUUCUUUGCGUGGGACUCCUGCUAAAACAAUAGUUUCCGCGCAACGUGGUGUGUCUAUUAGUAUCAUUGGUGCGAUGUGCGAAUUAGGAAUUGUCAAUUUGAUGGUGCGUAAGCCUACAGCGGUAGCUUCCAAGAAAAGAAAGCUCGAGUUGGCUGAAUCCGGUGUUGAAAUUGUGAA